UUCACAGAGAGAGAGAGGGGGAGACAGGAAGAGGUGACCGGGCCGAGCGUACAGAGAGUAGUGCGGGUGCAAUGUGCGGGACGAUACGCGGAUAGACGCUACAAGGCGAAUCCACCGCAGGAUCCGCAGGCUUGGAGGGCGGCGGUACGGGGGGCACAGAGAGGGACAAGAGAGAAGCCACAGUGAAGCUUACACACGCAGCUUGACACGAAGUGCGAUGGAGGACCUGGGAGAGAUGGACUGCCCGGUGCUCAAGCGGUUCCUGAAGGACGACAGCGGCAAGUGUCUGCUGCUGGACUGCCGCUCCUUCCUCGCCUACAGCGCGGGACACAUCCGCGGCGCCGUCAACGCCCGCUGUAACACGAUCGUCCGCCGCAGGGCCAAGGGCGCCGUGCUCAGCAUGGACCAGUUACUGGCCGGGGAUGAGGAGGUCCGGGGCCGCCUCCGCUCCGGGAUGUACUCCGCCGCGGUGCUGUACGAUGAGAGGACGCCGGACGCGGAGACGGUGAAGGAGGACAGCACCCUGAUGGUGGUGCUCAACGCGCUGAACAGGGACGCCUCCGGCACUCACAUAUACCUGCUAAAAGGUGGCUACGACAGGUUCUUCUCAGAGUACCCAGAGUAUUGUUUAAAGACCAAAUCCUUACCGCCCCUCACCAGCCAGUCCAGCAUCGACUCUGGGUGCUCGUCUUGUGGGACGCCACACCACGACCAGGGUGGCCCAGUUGAGAUCCUCCCGUUCCUCUACCUUGGCAGCGCCCUCCAUGCCUCAAAGAAAGAGGUUUUGGACAGCAUAGGAAUCUCAGCCCUGCUUAACGUGUCCGCCGACUGCCCCAACCACUUUGAAGGGGCGUACCAGUACAAAUGUAUUCCUGUGGAGGACAACCAUAAAGAAGACAUCAGCUGCUGGUUCCUGGAAGCUAUUGAGUUCAUAGAUUCAGUACGCGACUCCAGUGGGCGGGUGCUGGUCCAUUGUCAAGCAGGCAUCUCCCGCUCAGCCACCAUCUGCCUGGCUUACCUGAUGAAGAGGAAGCGUGUGCGCCUGGACGAAGCCUUUGAGUUUGUGCGCAGGCGUCGCAGCAUCAUCUCCCCCAACUUCAGCUUCAUGGGCCAGCUGCUGCAGUUCGAGUCGCAGCUCCUCGCCACCUCGUGCGCCGCAGAAGCAGCCGCCACAGUGAGCCCGCUGCUCGGGCCCAAGUCCUCAACGACGGCCACCUCGACGUCAGCCACGCCCACCUCGCCGUUCAUUUUCAACUUCCCUGUUUCUGUGGUGAACUCAGCCUACCUUCACCACAGCCCGAUCACGACCUCUCCAGGCUGCUGAUGGACGGCCGAUCGCAGCCUUUCCCCCUCAACAAACUAACUUGAGCACAGACUGGGCUGCCAUUGGUCUUACUGACUGCUGCUCAUGCUUCCAGGGCGAUGAGGUGCGAAGCAUCACGGUGCCUGAUUUAAAACUCAAAAGACUGAAAAAAACAAAACUUUUUACAGUUCAGAAACCAGCCAACGCUCCCCUGACCAAAAAUGAACUGGCUAAGAGAACUUGUUUCAGUAAACGAGUGUGGACGGAGUGUUGGACUGACGUUUAUUGACCCUCUUCCUUGGAAAAAAACAAAACAAAAACAAAAACAAAAACGACAACAACACGCACAGAGGCACACUGACACGCAAACACUGACACAGAGAGGCAUGAGCAGCAGCGAACACACACUCUCUCUCUCUGCCUCACACACACACCCGAACACACACACACACACAUUCAUGACUACCAACUGAAUAAGCUCAGUAUGAGGACAGGGUCUGUUGCUAUGGAGACAACAGGUCUUUAGGAGAGGAGAUGGACACAGGAAGGAAGGAGGAAUUUUAAGCACCCGCUCUUUCCCCCUUUUGGGUGUCCGUCCUGUUGCCGGACAAAAAGAGAUGGAUGGAAAGAAAGAGAGGAGGAGAGGGUGACAGAAAGCAGGAGCCUCUUCAGUGACAGGUGCUCUGCCGGCGAUCCGACCGGAGCUUCCUGCCUUUCAUACGUCCUCUUCCUCUCUCUGUCUCUCCCCCACACCUUCCUCUCCUCUUUUUAUCCUUUUAUAUUCCUCCCCUCCUCCCCCUCCUCCUCCUCAUCCUCUCAUCUCUGCCUCUCAUCUUCAUCCACCCCCUCUUCUCUGCGCCUCAUCUCCUCACUGAAGAGGGGCUAAAUAAAUAAAAUAAGAUGCCAAAUAAAGGCCAGGGCCCCUUGCUAACGGACUGGGAAACCCCACUGCAGGCCCAUGAUACACACUGUAGGAAACCCCUUCAUAAACAGAAGUUGUUUUGGAUUGGAGGGUAAACUUUGGAGCACAGUAGCUCUGGUAGACAUGCUGGUGUUUUUGCACAUUUUAAUCCAUUAUUAAUAAUUCAUCCUUGCUGUUUUUUUCAGUAAACGGGCUAAAAUGUGCAUCGCCAGCGGAGGCUUCCUUUUUAAGAUGUUUGUGCCUUGUUCUUAAAGGUAUCACAUGGAUCGAGGCGUUCCUGGAUUUGCCAGUGGCACACUUUUUUUCUUAGCUGCUAGAAAACAGAUUGCUGAAUGUUAGACUUUAAAAGCAAAUCUCAGCAUUUCAGCAGUGUGAUACAGACUCUUAUUCCACAAUGUCAACAGGGCAAAAGCUACCCUCUUCGCCUCUACUCGCGUCCAGUCGCAGACGGACACAAUCAUGGAGACAAAAGAGACCGCUUUGUGCUUUGAGGCCAUAAUCCAAUAACAGGAAGUAGACUUCAGUCAGUUCAUUCAGUGUAUAUCUGAGUCCUAAUGUGCACACACACACACACACACACACACACACAGACGUACGUACAACACAACCAUAACUCUUGUCCGCAGUUCUCUCCGUAGCACUUUGAAGUCAUGCAAUACUGUACUCACAUCAAAUCUUCAUAACAACACAAUUUGAGACAACGUUUGUACUGCUUCUGCUCUCGGCCAGGCUGAGCUCUACACUCUGUGCUAGAUGUCCAAAGGCACAAAGUCCAACCAUGGUUGCUUUUAUACCCGGGUCCUGAUGUACGCACAAAACACACACACACACACACACACACAGACGGUUUCAAAGAAAACAAAACCUUUCUCAGUUUUUAAAAGAUUGUCGGCACCUAUCUCUGUAGCACUUUGAAGUGAUGCAAUACUGUAUUUAUAAUUUAUGAUUGAUUUGUACAUCAUGGUGAUGGUAGACUGACUAGACUCUGCAUAAAGACAUGUUGUCCACGUAGAGAGAGAGAGAGAGAGAGAGAGAGAGAGCGACAGAGAAGAGAGAGCCAAUCAGUGAGAAACGCAAUACUUUGUACACAUCUGUGUGGUACCUGUCUGUCCGUCUGUCCGUCAGCCUGUCUGCCUCUCUGUGUUAGUUCAUCUGUCUAGACUUGUCUCUCCGUCUGGUCAAUGCUGUUUACCCAUCAUGGCAAUAUCAAUCCUCCACUUGGACAUUUAUAUAAAAAACGAAAAAAACAAAAAACAACUUUCCCUCAAUUUUAUUGUGGAAUGGAUGACCUGUGCAUUUAUUUAUUACUGAGGAUCCACUGUUGAAUAAACAAUGUUCUUAAUGAA
Messenger RNA from Acanthopagrus latus (yellowfin seabream), 3571 nucleotides. It is a transcript of the gene dusp4, whose product is annotated as dual specificity phosphatase 4. The transcript is spliced from 4 exons. Gene Ontology annotation, cellular component: nucleus; cytoplasm. Gene Ontology annotation, biological process: endoderm formation; negative regulation of MAPK cascade; protein dephosphorylation. Gene Ontology annotation, molecular function: protein tyrosine/threonine phosphatase activity; MAP kinase tyrosine/serine/threonine phosphatase activity. The record is from RefSeq and is a predicted model, not a curated record. Bases 218 to 1324 code for a protein of 368 amino acids. NCBI's taxonomy places the organism in Eukaryota, Metazoa, Chordata, Actinopteri, Spariformes, Sparidae.